AUGAUCGACCAAUAUCGCAAUGCUCCUUUUCUCCGGAUUGCAACCUCAUCGCUACCGGUUCAUGGUCCGGAUUAUGUCGAAUAUGGAAUGUACCAAGUUGCUUUCCGAAUUAUAGGACACGCUGAUCAUGUCGGUGGAAUCGCCUGGCAUCCACAGUCCACUCUCUCUAUCGACAAGAGUGUCGUAAAUUUGGCAUCCGGAUCGACGGAUAGUUUGAUUUAUCUCUGGUCACUGGAAAGCGAUGCACCUAUAAGUUCAUUAAGAGGCCAUACCUCGAGAGUCUCAAGAAUCGAUUUUCAUCCUUCUGGAAGAUUCCUUGGAUCGGCAAGUUUUGAUUAUUCUUGGCGUUUGUGGGACAUCGAAACAACAAAAGAGCUUCUUUUACAAGAAGGUCAUUCUAGAGAAGUCUACGCCAUUCGAUUUCAAAACGAUGGUGCUUUAGUUGCCACAGGCGGGUUAGAUGCCAUCGGACGUGUCUGGGAUCUAAGAACAGGUCGUUCUGCAAUGGUGUUAGAAGGCCACGUUAAAGACAUUCUAGCUGUUGACUUUUCACCAAACGG
This is a messenger RNA of Acaulospora morrowiae, 560 nucleotides long. Lineage: Eukaryota; Fungi; Glomeromycota; Glomeromycetes; Diversisporales; Acaulosporaceae. The record is from the annotation of a GenBank genome assembly.